Molecule: messenger RNA, 1417 nt
Organism: Zychaea mexicana
Lineage: Eukaryota; Fungi; Mucoromycota; Mucoromycetes; Mucorales; Lichtheimiaceae
Product: protein-tyrosine phosphatase-like protein
Exons: 1
Coding region: 49-1224 (391 amino acids)
Biological process (GO): protein dephosphorylation
Molecular function (GO): protein tyrosine phosphatase activity
Source: RefSeq, a predicted model, not a curated record
ACGUACUUUGCUUUUUUAGGCAUAAGUUUCGCGCGCGCUCGCGCGUCUAUGGAUUUCUGUUUCUCUUUACUACAGAAAAAGAUGGGUACAAAUGCACGAUCGGUGAUUACCCUACUAUCCAAACCUCGGACCGAACUACAAGAGCACGCCGUCCAACAGUUCCGGCUAUUAAACAAACGUCAAUCAGCACGACUUUCCUCAAAACACCAUGACGUAAACUCGCGUUACAGCAUGUCUGUAGCCGAAGGUCCAGCAGGCCAAAUCAAGAAUCGUUAUAGCAACAUUAUACCAUUUAAUCGCAAUCGCAUCAGGCUCGAGCGAUCCGAUCUAUUAGGCGAUGGCAUUGGUGGCGAAGAAACCCUCAUUGAUCCGAGCCGAGGUGACGAUUACAUUAACGCUAGUCUCAUCGAACCACCGUUGAAUAUCCCUCGUCGAUAUAUCGCCACACAAGGACCACUUCAAUCCACCAUAGGUGACUUUUGGCGUAUGAUCGUGGAGAAGAACACAAAACUUAUUGUCUGUCUCAGUCCAGAGCUGGAAAAUGAUCAGGAAAAAUGCGCUCGGUAUUGGCCCGUCGAGUCUGAAUGCAAAGAGAUACCCCUGGGAACAGGUGACGACGACGACGAACAACAGCUGCUAUUGAAUCGACAUCGAACAUUACGUGGAUUAUUACGGUUACGAAAUCCUACCACUACUGCUAAACGGGACGAGGCACGGAAUGUCGUGGUGCGGGUACAAAAUAUAGAACCCGAGCAAGUGGAUCGAGAGGCUGAUUGUGUUGUACGGCGUAUCCAAGUGUCGUUCGUGGAUACGAUCAAGAACAGUGUGAUUGCAUCAGAAACAGUAACCCAGCUACAAUUUCUCGGCUGGGCGGAUUUCAGUGUGCCGGAUCAAACGGAACCUGUCAUUGCCCUUUCAGACUGCGUGGAUCGACUACAACCUCAGGGCGCAGGACCUAUCGUUGUACAUUGUAGUGCUGGAUGUGGUAGAACAGGAACGUUUUGCGUAAUCAACAGCGGGUUAGCAUGGCUACGCUCGGCAUUGAGCUCAGAUACUGGCGGUAGCGGUGACAACGGCGAGGUUCUCGAUGAUGAUCUCGUUUAUACAUUGGCAGACGCGUUCCGCAAACAACGUACCACCAUGGUUCAAGCAGCAAGCCAAUUUCUUUUCUGCUACAGAGCCCUUUAUGACGGAUAUCGGCUCGAAUUCGAACAAGCGGCUUGACUGUAUGUUUAUUUUUGACAAAGCACAAUAAUAAUGUGGCAUUUAUACACCUGAGAAAUUUAGUAUCUAUCGCUUUUUUUACCGUCCUUACAACCAUUUGAUAGAAACCCCCCACUUAAUUAUACACUACUAGCAUCACAUAAUUAAAAUCAUCUUAUACAUACGCAUAUAUGAUGAAAAUCUUGAACUUCUU